Messenger RNA from Diabrotica virgifera virgifera (western corn rootworm), 1783 nucleotides. RefSeq names its product probable methylcrotonoyl-CoA carboxylase beta chain, mitochondrial (gene Mccc2). Gene Ontology annotation, biological process: L-leucine catabolic process. Lineage: Eukaryota; Metazoa; Arthropoda; Insecta; Coleoptera; Chrysomelidae. The transcript is spliced from 7 exons. Gene Ontology annotation, cellular component: mitochondrion; methylcrotonoyl-CoA carboxylase complex. Gene Ontology annotation, molecular function: methylcrotonoyl-CoA carboxylase activity. The record is from RefSeq and is a predicted model, not a curated record. The coding region runs from base 73 to 1728 and encodes 551 amino acids.
AGUAAAUAAUGGUAUCGUAUAAUUUUACUACGGUUAUUAUAACAUUUUUAAUUGUGUUUGUAUCGAGUGAAGAUGUUUUCUAAACCAAAAUUAGUUUUGAAACACUUUAUCCUAACCAAAAAUGUUUGUAAAUCGUCGACAAAUGUGUUAAAAACAAACGUAGAUGUCCAUUCUCAACAGUUCACGGAAAAUCGUGAGCGUAUGGUCCAACUAGUUGAAACCCUCAGGAAGAAAACCAGUGAUGUAUUACAAGGAGGAGGUAAAAAAUAUGUCGAAAAACAUACUGGUAAAGGCAAACUAUUUGUUAGAGACCGAAUAAAAUUGUUGUUGGACCAAAAUACUGCCUUUUUGGAACUAUCUGCUCUAGCUGCAAAUAAUAUGUACGAAGGAAAUAUUAACUCAGCUGGGGUUGUGACUGGGAUAGGAAAAAUUCAUGGGCGAGACUGUAUGAUAGUAGCUAACGAUGCUACAGUGAAAGGAGGCACGUACUACCCCAUGACUGUUAAAAAACACCUUCGGGCCCAAGAAAUCGCAGAUCAAAACAAUUUACCUUGUUUGUAUUUAGUCGAUAGUGGGGGUGCUAAUUUGCCGCAUCAAUCUGAGGUUUUUCCAGAUAGAGACCACUUCGGAAGGAUAUUUUUUAAUCAAGCUAAUAUGUCUUCUAAAAAUAUCGCACAGAUAGCAGUUGUAAUGGGAUCUUGUACAGCUGGAGGUGCUUAUAUGCCAGCAAUGGCAGAUGAAUCUAUAAUAGUCAAACAACAGGGAACUAUAUUUUUGGCAGGGCCGCCCUUGGUCAAAGCAGCAACAGGUGAAGAGGUUUCAGCUGAAGAUUUAGGAGGCGCAGAUCUUCAUUGCACAACAUCUGGAGUCACUGAUCACUACGCGCUUAACGAUGAACACGCUCUAGAUAUCGCCCGUGACAUAGUGAGAAAUUUAGGCCAAAGAUCUCCCGUUGUAUUUGACGAACCUUUCGAAGAACCACUAUAUAAUCCAGAAGACUUAUACGGUAUUGUAGACACUGAUUUAAUGAAACCUUUUGAUGUUCGUGAAGUUAUAUCAAGGGUAUUUGAUGGGUCAAAAUUUACGGAAUUUAAGAAAAAGUAUGGCGAUACUUUGGUGUGCGGGUUUGCAAAGUUGUAUGGAAAGAGUGUGGGGAUCAUAGGGAACAAUGGAGUGUUAUUUGCUGAAAGUUCUAUGAAAGGAGCGCACUUUGUACAACUCUGUUCACAAAGAAAAAUUCCCAUCAUCUUUUUACAAAAUAUUACAGGGUUUAUGGUCGGUCGGCAAGCAGAAAUGGGCGGAAUAGCUAAACACGGAGCCAAACUAGUGACAGCUGUGGCUUGUACGCAAGUUCCGAAGCUCACACUCGUUGUGGGUGGUUCGUAUGGAGCUGGUAACUAUGGAAUGUGCGGAAGAGCAUACUCUCCCAGAUUCCUCUAUAUGUGGCCCAAUUCCAAAAUAGCUGUGAUGGGAGGACCUCAAGCCGCUGGGGUCUUGUCACAAGUUGCUAGUCACGGGAAAGGAUGGUCUGAAGAGAAGAAGAUGGAGUUUGAGAAACCAAUUAGAGAGAAGUUUGAGCAUGAAUCGUCUCCCUACUUUAGUACUGCAAGGAUAUGGGAUGAUGGUAUUAUAGACCCAAAGGAUACACGAAAAGUACUAGGACUGAGUCUGGCAGCAACUUUGAACAAAACGAUAGGAGAUACCAAAUUUGGAGUAUUUAGAAUGUAAAAAUUUGUAUGUAAUAGUUUUUGGAUAUUAUUUGUAUUAAAAUGUUUUAUAAAAA